Geosmithia morbida is the source of this 2166-nucleotide messenger RNA. Its product is annotated as DNA replication licensing factor MCM5. The coding region runs from base 1 to 2166 and encodes 721 amino acids. The transcript is spliced from 4 exons. Gene Ontology annotation, biological process: double-strand break repair via break-induced replication; DNA replication; DNA replication initiation. Lineage: Eukaryota; Fungi; Ascomycota; Sordariomycetes; Hypocreales; Bionectriaceae. Gene Ontology annotation, molecular function: single-stranded DNA binding; single-stranded DNA helicase activity; 3'-5' DNA helicase activity. The record is from RefSeq and is a predicted model, not a curated record. Gene Ontology annotation, cellular component: nucleus; MCM complex.
AUGGAUUCACAGUCCAUCUACACGGCGCGCACAUUUGCGUCAAACUUCGACGACAGUUCCGAUACUCGCAUUCAGCUUCAGGCCCAACUCGAGGCCUUUGUGUUGGGCUUCAGAAUAGACAACCACUACAUCUACAGAGAUCAGCUAAAGGAGAAUGCUCUCCUCAAAAAGUACUUCUGUGACGUCAACAUUGGCGACCUAAUCUCCUACAAUGAAGAGUUGGCACACAAGCUGGCCUCAGAGCCUGCCGAGAUGAUACCCUUGUUCGAGGGCGCUCUGAAAAAGUGCACACGCCGCAUCCUCUUCCCCCACGAGCCCCAGGUGCACAUCCCUGAUCACCAGCUCCUCCUCCACUCCGACGCCGAAGAUAUCUCGAUCCGCAACCUUGACUCCAUGAUAAUUUCCAGGCUGGUGCGCGUCCCCGGGAUCGUCAUCGGCGCCUCCGUCAUGUCUUCCAAGGCCAUUGAGCUGCAUAUCCAGUGUCGCAACUGCCAGCAUCAGAAGACGAUACCCGUGCUCGGUGGCUUCACCGGCGUCACCCUCCCCCGCACGUGCGACCGCGCCCGUACUCCCAACGACCCCACACCCCAAUGCCCGCUCGACCCGUACUUUGUCAUGCACGAGAAGUCGCGGUUCGUCGACCAGCAGAUCAUCAAGCUGCAGGAGGCCCCCGACCAGAUCCCCGUCGGUGAGCUGCCGCGACACGUGCUCGUCUCGGCCGAUCGAUAUCUCACGAACCGUGUAGUCCCCGGCUCGCGGUGCACCAUCAUGGGCAUCUUCUCCAUAUACCAGAGCAAGGGGUCUAAGAAGUCGUCGACGACCGGUGCCGUCGCCAUCCGCACACCUUACCUGCGCGCCGUGGGCAUCCACACCAACCUCGACCAGACCGCCAAGGGAAGCGCCAGCUACACCGAGGAGGAGGAGCAGGAGUUCCUCGAGCUCAGCCGCCGGCCGGACCUGUACAGCAUCAUGGCCGACUGCAUCGCGCCCUCCAUCUACGGCAACCGCGACAUCAAGAAGGCCAUCCUGUGUCUCCUGCUGGGUGGCUCCAAGAAGAUCCUCCCUGAUGGCAUGAAGCUGCGAGGUGACAUCAACGUCCUGCUUCUCGGCGACCCCGGUACAGCCAAGUCGCAACUGCUCAAGUUUGUCGAGAAAGCGGCCCCGAUCUCCAUCUACACGUCCGGAAAGGGCUCGUCGGCGGCUGGUCUGACGGCCUCUGUGCAGCGUGACGCCUCGACCCGCGAGUUCUACCUUGAGGGCGGUGCCAUGGUCCUCGCCGACGGCGGCGUGGUGUGUAUCGACGAAUUUGACAAGAUGCGCGACGAGGACCGUGUCGCCAUCCACGAGGCAAUGGAGCAGCAGACCAUCUCGAUCGCCAAGGCCGGCAUCACCACCAUUCUCAACGCCAGGACGUCGGUGCUGGCGGCCGCCAACCCCAUCUUUGGCCGCUACGAUGACAUGAAGACGCCCGGCGAGAACAUUGACUUCCAGACAACCAUCCUGUCACGUUUCGACAUGAUCUUCAUCGUCAAGGACGAGCACAGCCGCGAAAAGGACGAGAUCAUGGCCAAGCACGUCCUGAACCUGCACGCUGACAACCGUGGACCCGACGAGAUGGAGGAGAGUGAGAUUUCCGUCGACAAGAUGCGCCGAUACCUGACCUACUGCAAGACCCGAUGCGCACCGCGCCUGAGCCCCGAAGCGUCGGAGAAGCUGUCGUCGCACUUCGUCUCGAUCCGCCGUCAGGUCCACGCGACGGAGAUGGAAGCCAACACGCGGUCCUCGAUUCCCAUCACGAUCCGCCAGCUCGAGGCUAUCGUGCGCAUCACCGAGUCCCUGGCCAAGCUGACGCUGUCGCCCAUCGCCACGGAGGCCCACGUGGACGAGGCCAUCCGCCUCUUCCUCUGCUCCACCAUGGACGCCGUCAACCAGGGCGGCAGCCAGGGAAGCCGCGAGCUGAACGAGGAGGUCCACCGCGUCGAGGCCGAGCUGCGCAGGAGACUUCCCAUCGGAUGGAGCACGAGCCUCGCCACGCUCCGUCGCGAGAUGGUCGAGGGUAAGGGGUACAGCGAGCAGUCGCUCAACAGGGCUCUCAUGAUCAUGCAGAGGAGGGAUACAAUCAUGUUUAGGAACCAAGGUGCGCAGGUAUACCGUAAUGGAGCAUGA